Molecule: messenger RNA, 7028 nt
Organism: Crotalus tigris (Tiger rattlesnake)
Lineage: Eukaryota; Metazoa; Chordata; Lepidosauria; Squamata; Viperidae
Product: ephrin type-B receptor 5
Exons: 17
Coding region: 2145-5150 (1001 amino acids)
Biological process (GO): axon guidance; cell surface receptor protein tyrosine kinase signaling pathway; protein phosphorylation
Cellular component (GO): neuron projection; plasma membrane
Molecular function (GO): protein binding; ATP binding; transmembrane-ephrin receptor activity
Source: RefSeq, a predicted model, not a curated record
AAGAUGCUUGUCAAAUACUGUCCCUUGCCAAAGCAUUUACUCUUUAAGUUAAUGGCCCAUUUGUUGCUUUGAAGUGAUAAACUCUGGCAGUCUAGACUCUUUCAUCUUAUAAGAACUUCAGUUGGGGAAUCUUUUCACCAUAUUGUUUCACUUCAAAAGAAAUACUGACCGACUGUAGGAGGCCUGUUAACAUUGGCUGAUGCUAAAUUAGCAUGAGAAAUUAAUUCAGCCUCUGGGAAGCUGAUUGGUUUAGAGCUUUUGCUUUAAAUUUAUUUCACAUCCUUUCCUCUGUUUCUUUCCUUUUUUAAAAAAAACAAAAUAAAGUGACUUCUGUGGAAGGAGAUGAAGCACAUUUGAGAAAGUAUUUGAAUAAAGUGAUGAAAUUGAAGGAUGUGAGGCUAUCUCACUCUGCAGUGAUUGGCACUUCACAGCUAUAUAUUGCAGUCAACUGACAUAUUAAGUUCUGCAGUCAUUUUCUUUGUUCUUUCUCAUGUGGCCUUAGUUAAGAUUGUCCUAUGGUAUCACCUUGUUAUGCAGCCAGUCAGAAUUGGCUAUAGACAAUUGACUGGAAGGAUAACCAUUUGUAGCCUGCAAAACUUUAUUUUAAUGCUCACAGAAGGAUAUUACAAAGAUGGGGCCAUGUCUGCUUUGUGCAAAUAUUGUAACCAGAAUGUGCCUUUGACUAGGAUGCUAGGUUGCCUAAAUGUUUUUGUGUGAAGUGGGAUUGCAGAGGGAACUCUUUAUCUGAUAACUUAUUUCCAGCCUGUUGUCAAGUAUGGUGGUGAGGUCAGAGAUGCUGCUUUAUGAGGAAUAGCUUGGGGUUGUGAUAACCAGUAAGGCCUUAACAGAGGGAACAUGCGUGUAAGGUAACGGUAGGCAUAUGGGCAGGAGAGUCUCUUUCUCCCCACCAUUGUGGUUUCUUUUUUUGGCACCAGACCAAGAAGAUAAAAUUCUGGAUGGGAUUGAAAAAUUGUGGCAAUCCUCAACCGAAGACAGAAAUCUUAAAAGGUAUAAUCCUGGCUCACACUGUACCUGUUUAGUCACCUCCGGUUACAUCUGCAUAGAUUGCAGGGAAUCAACCAUAAGCUAAUAUACAAAGAGAGACUCUCUCUAUAGCUCAGGCAUGCAAUUAUAUUCUUGAGUUAGGCGCCUGAGAAAUAUUACAAAGAUAUAAUCUUCCCAUAUUGGGUAAUUAAAAAGAGCGCUCAAACCACCAGCGCGCCCAUCAAGUUACAUCUUGCCAAGAGAAAGAAACAAGUGCAACACUUCUGAGAUCCCCUUCAUUUCAAAUAACUUGCAGUGAUCAUGAGGAUGUAGUAAUUAAUGAUGAGAAGAUAAAGGGAUAUUGUCUGUUAAACAUUAAUUCAAAAUAAUUAAAAGCUCUUUACCAGCCUCCACGUGUGGAGUAUGUCUGCCAAUCCCCACUGAGGAUGCUGUGCACCUAUGGCGACUGCAAGGAGUCUCAAUUUUGGCCAUGCAGUCUGGGUGGCUUAGCAGAGAGCUCUGAGAAGUUGAGGCUCAGUUUGAACUCUUCUCUGGUGAAGCAGACAACCUUGCUAGAAAUGGCUUGGAGCAAGUAGGGUUUGGAUUGUUUUUAUCUUUAUUCUUUAUUACUAUUUUAAUGAAUACGUCCCUUCAACCCAUCCCACUGCCACCGGGCACUAACUCUUUAAAGAAAGGACCUCUUCCUUAAGCUCUUAUCUAAUUUUUCUAAUCUGUUGGUUUGAAGUUUCUCUUGUUUUGGGAAAGGGCUCUGGAGAAAACUAUGGAAAUGUGGAAGUUCCUAAGAGGAAGAAAGGAGAAUGCUCCAAGAAUGUCUGAGAAGCAGUCUGAAGAUUCAAGGUGCCAUCACCUAUGAUGGACCAAGACUUUUUAGCCCUUAAAGGAGAUUAUCAGGGCAUCUUCUAUAUACCACUCUGGCUUCUAAUUUGGAAGAUUGGACAUAUGGGGAAGACGCUCUGUGUGUGGCUCUCAUCCUUGAAGAGGAAAACUCUUGCAUCUGCUGGUCUAGAGCCCUUCACCUCUUUUCAUGUAGAGCUGCCUGCGCUUUGGUAUAUUUGGACUUGUGGCCUUUCUUGUCCUCUGGAAUAUCUGUUGUGGUAACUCUGGUUUAUGGAAGAUGCCGGAAGCGCUGGAGAAACUAAAUGGAUCCUAACACCAUCAGGAGAACGAAGGAACAAGCAGUGAUAAUGGUUUGGCUAUGGAUAAUGUGCCUUCUUGGCCUAGCAUCUUCUCUGGAAGAAAUCCUUUUGGAUACAACAGGAGAGACCUCUGAGAUUGGAUGGACCGCCCAUCCUCCUGACGGGUGGGAUGAGGUGAGUGUCUUGGAUGAUAGGAAGCAUCUGAUUCGAACCUUUGAGGUAUGCAAUGUUGCUGAGCCGGGACAGAAUAAUUGGCUGCGCACUCAUUUCAUAGAGCGUCGUGGAGCCCACAGAGUUCACAUACGCCUCCGCUUUUCUGUUCGUGACUGUGCCAGCAUGAGGACCGUGGCUUCUUCUUGCAAAGAGACUUUUACCCUUUACUAUCAUGAAUCCGAGACUGACCUAGCCACUGCUGAGCAUCCGGAGUGGCACGAGGGCCCCUGGACCAAAGUGGAUACAAUCGCCGCUGACGAGAGCUUCUCUCAGGUGGAUAGCUCUGGAAAGGUGGUGAAGAUGAACAUCAAGGUGCGAAGCUUUGGGCCAUUGACGAAGAGGGGUUUCUACUUGGCCUUUCAAGACUCUGGGGCCUGCAUGUCUCUGGUGGCUGUCCAGGUUUUCUUCUACAAAUGCCCUGCAGUGGUGAAGGGUUUUGCCUCUUUCCCGGAGACGUUUGCAGGAGGUGAGAGGACUUCUUUGGUGGAGGCACCAGGAACUUGUGUGGCCGAUGCAGAAGAAGCCAGCAGUACUGGCUCCUCUGGAGUGAAGUUGCAUUGCAACGGGGAAGGCGAGUGGAUGGUGGCGAUUGGAAGAUGUGCCUGUCGUGCCGGCUAUGAGCCUAUGGACAGUGAGAGAAUCUGCAAAGCUUGUCCCAGAGGCACCUUCAAAGCAUCGGCGGGAGAUGCCCCUUGCAGUCCUUGCCCUACCCACAGUUAUGCUUCCAUCCCGGGUUCCCGGGAAUGUGGCUGCCAGGCUCAUUAUUACCGUGCUUCUUCAGACGUCUCAGAUGCCCCCUGUACUAGCAUCCCAUCGGCCCCUCGGGAUCUCAGCUAUGAAAUUAUUGGAUCCAAUGUCCUUCUGACCUGGCGUCUCCCAAAGGAUCUGGGUGGUCGAAAGGAUGUUUUCUUCAAUGUCAUCUGUAAAGUGUGUCCGACUGGCUCUCCAGGGCCUUGUGUCCGUUGUGGGGACAGUGUUCAGUUUGAACCCCGGCAGGUGGGGCUGACCGAAAGCCGGGUUCAAGUGUCCAACCUCCUGGCUCGUGUUCAAUAUACCUUUGAGAUUCAAGCAGUCAACCUUGUGACUGAACUGAGUCCAGAUUCUCCACAUUAUGCUGCCAUCAAUGUCAGCACCAGCCAGUCAGUCCCUUCUGCUGUCCCGAUGAUGCAUCAGGUGAGUCGCACCCCAAGCAGCAUCACUUUGUCCUGGCCACAGCCUGAUCAGCCGAAUGGAAUCAUCUUGGACUAUCAACUGCGCUAUUUUGACAAGUCAGAAGAUGAGGACACUUCAUUCACCUUAACCAGCGAGACUAAUAUGGCCACCAUCUCCAGUCUAAGCCCAGGAAAGAUAUAUGCUUUCCAAGUACGAGCCCGGACAGCAGUGGGUUAUGGGCCCUAUAGUGGAAAGAUGUAUUUCCAGACUCUUGUAGGAGGUGAGCGCUCUGAGAUGGUUCAGGAUCGGUUGCCUCUUAUUGUAGGCUCGGCAUUGGGUGGACUCGCCUUCAUGGUAAUUGCUGCCAUUGCCAUCCUGGCCAUUGUCUUUAAAAGUAAGAGACGAGAAACUCCAUACACAGAUCGCCUACAACAGUACAUAAGUACUCGGGGUCUUGGGGUCAAAUAUUACAUUGAUCCUUCUACCUAUGAAGACCCCAAUGAAGCUAUUCGGGAAUUUGCCAAGGAAAUUGAUGUAUCUUUUGUCAAGAUAGAGGAAGUCAUUGGAUCAGGAGAAUUUGGAGAGGUGUGUUUUGGCCGCCUGAAGCCUCCAGGGAAGCGUGAAUACAUGGUGGCUAUUAAAACCCUGAAGGCCGGCUACACUGAUGAGCAGCGGCGGGAAUUUCUAAGUGAAGCCAGCAUCAUGGGACAAUUUGAGCAUCCAAAUGUCAUCCGCCUUGAAGGUGUGGUCACCAAGAGCCGCCCCGUCAUGAUUGUCACCGAGUUCAUGGAGAAUGGUUCUCUGGAUUCCUUCCUCCGGCAAAAGGAAGGUCAGUUCAGCAUGUUGCAGCUAGUUGGCAUGUUGCGGGGCAUAGCAGCUGGCAUGCGUUAUCUCUCAGAUAUGAAUUAUGUUCACCGGGAUUUGGCUGCCCGCAAUAUCCUGGUCAACAGCAACUUGGUUUGCAAAGUAUCAGAUUUUGGCUUGUCAAGAUUCUUAGAAGACGAUGCUUCAAACCCAACCUAUACUGGGGCCUUGGGUGGCAAGAUUCCCAUUCGUUGGACAGCUCCAGAGGCUAUCCAGUACCGUAAAUUUACAUCCUCAAGUGAUGUCUGGAGCUAUGGCAUUGUAAUGUGGGAAGUCAUGUCCUAUGGAGAGAGACCCUACUGGGACAUGUCCAAUCAAGAUGUAAUCAAUGCUAUCGACCAGGAUUAUCGUCUUCCACCACCUCCGGACUGCCCUACUGUUUUGCACCUGCUGAUGUUGGAUUGUUGGCAGAAAGAACGGGUCCAGAGGCCGAAAUUUGAGCAGAUAGUCAAUGCCCUAGACAAGAUGAUUCGCAAACCAUCUGCUCUUAAAGCGACAGGCACAGGAAAUAGCAGACCAUCCCAACAUCUACUAAGCAACUCGCCCCCAGACUUCCCUUCACUCUCCAAUGCCCAUGAAUGGCUGGAUGCCAUUAAGAUGGGACGUUACAAGGACAACUUUGACCAAGCUGGCCUGGCUACAUUUGAUGUCAUCUCACGCAUGACUUUAGAAGAUAUCCAGCGCAUUGGCAUCAGCCUGGUUGGUCAUCAGAAGAAAAUCCUCAACAGCAUCCAACUCAUGCGGGUCCACCUCAAUCAGCUUGAACCUGUUGAGGUCUGACAAACUGAGAACAGUCCGUUCCCCUUAAAACACAUGGAGAAUCAAAUGAGCAUUUUGCUGUCGAAGAGAGGCAGAACAAUCCAUUUCAGGCAUGGAUGGGAGCACAGGAAACAUUGCACUCCACUUCACAGACCAGAGAAAAUUUAUAGAGAGUCUUUGCUUGUUUUCUUUAUUUUUUUAUUAUAACUUGAAACACUACAAAUCCUGUGUCAUUUAGAGAUGGGUGGUAUUGUACAUUUGGGGUGGGGUGGGCUGAUAGUACACAGGGUAGAGCUGAGAAGGUAGCUUUGGAAUUGGAAAUGCACUCACUGCCAAUUCGAUGCCAACGUAUGGGAUUGAACCCGUAACAGAAACAGACACCUCAGAAGAUUCUACUUUGGACUAGCGGCCUGUAAAUGGCAAGUUUUAAGCUGGAGCAAGCAAAGUUGAGUUUAAUAUAGUGUUGAAAAGACUGGGUUGCCAAAAGAGACCCCUUGAAAGCUUUUGUCCAGCUAGUGGAAUUUGGUGAUGAGAAGAGCAUUGCACCAACUUUUUCUUUUGGGCAGUUUUGGUUAAACAGACACAAAGCAAGACAGUCUGAAUGCUGUUUCAAGUAGUGCAUUUUGAAUGCUGUUCAAGUUGGCAGAGGUGGACAAAUCCAAAUCAUGGGACAGAGUCUAGACCAAGGGUCUCUAACUUGUGGUCUAGGGGACUACUACCACUCUCCAAAUCAUUUUCUGUGUCGUGCAACAAUGCUUAGCCCAGCAAGGUCAGGGCACUGAGCAGCAAGGAGAAGAAGAAGAACAGCUCAGCAGCUACUUCAGCCCCAUGACCUCACAAGGUGUCCUUGUAGGCCAGGUUGCAUAGAACAUGCCCAAAGUCUCUCUUACAAGCAGCCCUUCUGAGACUUCCAGUUGCUCUCACAUUGCACCAUGGAUGCCGUUUCUGUGGUGGUGCUAAAUUCUGCUGGCGGGAGCAGCAAGGAGGCAAGGCAUAGCCAGGAAAAGAGGUCAGGAGGUUGGGGCUGUGUGAGAGAAGAAAAGAGGCAGUUGAGAGAAGGGUUGCAGCUGUCUGCUCUAUUGGAAGGCUCUGUCUGAUGGGCAAAGCAUGAGAAGGACAGAGGGCAAGCAAGCAAGAUCACUGCCAGGAUAGGAAAGGAAAGGAGAAGUGUGGGGAGGGGGGAAGACCAAAGGAAAGAUGUCCCUCUUCAGCAAGGAGAGAGAAGAAAGAAGGGAUACAGCUCUUGAUGGGAUGGCUUUCCUACUUUAUAUCAUCCUAGGUAUGAUCAUGAAGAAAUAUUGCAUAUCAGCGCAGUAAUAAAAACCAAAUAUUGGUGUUCUAGUUAAUGAAACAAUUGCUGCCAGCUAAGUAGCCAAAGUGAAAUAGCUGUUUUGCAGCACUGUUUUGCAAGUAGCUCUGUUUCACGGUACCUUUUAUAUUUAAUAAAUUUAUGUUUAAUGGCAUAGCGCAAUACUCUUCAUUUUUUUACUUCCUAGAUACUUUUGAAUCACGGUAUGAGAAGGCCGGAAGGGUGAGGCCCUCAAGCUAAUGAACCAAUCCCAUGCAGCACUCAUCCGAAUUGAGUCUGAGCCCCUGGUCUACAUGUACCACAGUUCACUUGAAUGGGAUUUGCACUGGAUAACUUUGUUGUGUAUUGGGCCCCAUAGUAUUUGGUAACAGCUUGCUGGGGGCAUUUGGAGUGUUAGUCUUAGGACCCAAAACAUUUUGGGCCUCUCGUGGAUUGGUGUUGAUCCUCUGAUAGGAUGUCAACAGCCUAGUUGAAGUAAGAGUAGGUAGCAGUACAGUAUAUCUGUCUCUAGGAAGAUGAAAAGUCAUUCUUUGCAAUUUCUAAUUGGAUGUGGAGACCACAGAAACUGAAAUAAAACAUUUUACCAAAAA